AUGUGUAUGGCUCGGGAAAGCCGCACGAAAGCCGCACGAAACAACAGGAGCAGCGCUUGGCACAAGAAAGACUUCUCGCAGUGCCGAGCUCGGUCAAAGUUGCCAAAGGACCAGAAGCGAAUGGAGGAGGAGAACCGUCGACGUGCAGAGGAGUUGGCAAGGCAGCGCGCAGAAGAAGAGCGUCGCAAGCGUGAGGAAGAGGAGCGACGACGGCAGGAGGAAGAGCGCCGCCGGGAGGAGGAGCGGAGAGCAAAGGAAGAACUCGGAAAGAAGACCAGCGGCCUGAUGCCGGGUCCCAAUUUUCAUGAUGUAUGGCCGGACGUGAUCAGCGAAGAUGGGGCUGUCACGAGUCUGGCCUCCUUUCAAGCAGUGGUGGCGGUGGCGGUGGAGGGGGCCUGUUUGGAGAUGAAGAACCCAAGCGGGCCAGCAAGGGCGGCCUUUUCGACGAUUA
Messenger RNA from Cladocopium goreaui, 451 nucleotides. Lineage: Eukaryota; Dinophyceae; Suessiales; Symbiodiniaceae. The record is from the annotation of a GenBank genome assembly.